UCGUGGCUGCGGAUCCGUGGGGCGCCGGACGCUCUGCGCUGCUGACCCGCUCCGGGAGCCGGUUCACGUUGGUCCGCGCCUUUGUUCUGGGUCAGCACGGGGACAUGCGCCGCUGAGGAUGGAGGUGGAGGACUCGGGCGGCGUGGUGCUGACCGCCUACCACUCCCACGCGCGCUCGCAACCGCAGGGGGCAGAGCCACGCUGCGCGCCCCGGGCCGCCGCCAGCCACCCGCUCAGCAGAAAAUCCAUCCCUCGCUGCCGAAGAAUUAACAGGAUGCUCUCCAGUGAGUCCCUGCCUCCCCAUGCCUUCAGUCGCUCCAACUCUCAAGCCUCCGUAGACAGCAGCGCAUCCAUGGAGGAGUUCUGGCGGGAAAUCGAGAGUAUCAAAGAGAACAGCAGCAUGGGGACCCAGGAAGAGCAGUCGCCCACCGCCGAGGUCAAGCCUGUGGACGAGGGAGAACUUGAAGCCGAGUGGCUACAAGAUGUGGGAUUGUCAACUCUGGUCUCUGGCCACGAAGAGGACGACGGCAAAGCCCUCCUGUCUACACUGACCCGGACGCAAGCAGCCGCAGUGAAGAAGAGAUACAACACGUACACCCAGACGCUGAGGAAAAAGAAUAAGCAACCUGUCAGGGACGUCAGAGAUGUCUUUGGAGUCAGCGCAUCUCCUCCGAGUGAUCCGUGUGACCGUGCUGCUCAGCUGGAUGGUACCAAGGAGGAAAAGGAGCCGCCAGGAGUUACCAAAACAAACAGACCUCUGCCAGAUGAUGCCUCUCCCAACAGUUGCGCCCUCUCCAAUGGUGCCCAGGAGGAAGAAGGUAGUUUUGUGGACCUCCAGAGUGGCUCCGUGUCCAUACUUGAGGCCAUCCCAGAUAUUCCUGUCCACACCAACGGAUCUGCGGACCCCAAGCAGCCAGUUCAUACUGCAUUGAGUGAUGAUGCCUAUCUAGCAAAGAGCGUUCCGCCAGAGGGUGAAGAGCUGUCCUUUGAGGUGUCUUACUCAGAAAUGGUGACAGAGAUGCCAGAGAGAAAUAAAUGGAAGAAGUCAGACAUUAAGAAAGAAGACUAUACCUUAACUAAAUUCACUGUUCAGAAAACCAGAUUUGGGUUGACCGAGACAGGAGACCUGUCUGCCGAAGACAUGAAGAAAAUCCGCCACCUCUCUCUGAUUGAAUUGACAGCCUUCUUUGAUGCUUUUGGAAUACAGCUGAAAAGAAGCAAGACUGAGCGAGUGAAAGGCCGAGACACCGGGGUUUUCGGGGUACCGCUAACAGUCCUCCUGGACAGCGACCGGAAGAAGGACCCUGCAGUGAAAGUUCCUCUUGUGCUACAGAAGUUUUUUCAGAAAGUCGAGGAAUCGGGUCUGGAAUCCGAAGGAAUUUUUCGGCUUUCGGGAUGUACCGCCAAAGUCAAGCAGUACCGCGAAGAACUGGACACCAGGUUCAACGCUGAUAAAUUCAAGUGGGACAAAAUGUGUCAUAGAGAGGCUGCGGUCAUGUUGAAAGCGUUCUUCAGGGAGCUCCCCACCUCUCUCUUCCCCGUGGAGUAUAUACCCGCCUUCAUCACCCUGACGGAAAGGGGUCCCGACAUCAAAGUGCAACUUCAAGCCUUGCACCUCAUGGUCAUGGCCCUGCCUGACGCCAACAGGGACACAGCCCAGGCUCUGAUGACAUUCUUCAAUAAAGUGAUCGCCAAUGAAUCAAAAAACCGCAUGAGCCUGUGGAACAUUUCCACGGUGAUGGCGCCCAACCUGUUCUUCAGCAGAAGCAAGCAGUCGGACUGCGAGGAGUUGCUGCUAGCCAACACUGCGGCCCACAUCAUCCGCCUGAUGCUGAGAUACCAGAAAAUUCUGUGGAAGGUUCCAUCUUUCUUGAUCACCCAAGUGAGAAGGAUGAAUGAAGCCACCAUGCUGUUGAAGAAGCAGCUCCCGAGUGUGAAGAAGCUGCUCAGGAGGAAGACUCUGGAACGGGAGGUUUCAAGCCCAAAGACCUCAAAGGUACCACAAAAAUCGCCUACUUCAAGACGAAUGUCUGACGUACCGGAAGGCGUCAUAAGGGUCCACGCCCCACUUCUGUCCAAAGUUUCGAUGGCCAUACAGCUCACCAGUCAGACCAAAGCCAAAGACAUCCUGGCGAAAUUUCAGUGUGAGAACAGUCACAGUUCAUCCGGAUGUAUUAAGAUGCAGAACCAAAGGCUAUACGAAGUUGGAGGGAACAUAGGACAACACUGCUUGGAUCCCGAAGCAUAUAUAUUGGACGUGUAUCAUGCAAAUCCUCACGCAGAAUGGGUCAUUAAGCCUUAGCCAAGUCUUUAAAAUAUGCCCGAGAUGGCUCCUGCCUUGUAUCAUAUGCCAAGAAGACCCUGCAUUUUAGUGUGGGGGAAGACACUGCCCUGAGGUAUUUGCCCUUGGAACCCUGGUUCUCCGGGAGGGGUGGUGCCAUCAGCUCUGGCAAUACGCCCUACAGAGG
Acomys russatus (golden spiny mouse) is the source of this 2468-nucleotide messenger RNA. RefSeq names its product Rho GTPase activating protein 28 (gene Arhgap28). The record is from RefSeq and is a predicted model, not a curated record. The coding region runs from base 119 to 2302 and encodes 727 amino acids. Lineage: Eukaryota; Metazoa; Chordata; Mammalia; Rodentia; Muridae. Gene Ontology annotation, cellular component: cytoplasm. Gene Ontology annotation, biological process: regulation of small GTPase mediated signal transduction; regulation of actin filament polymerization; signal transduction. The transcript is spliced from 18 exons. Gene Ontology annotation, molecular function: GTPase activator activity.